AUGUCGAUCGUGGGGAGAGAUAUAUAUCCAUCGCAUCUAGCCAGCCGACUCAAAUCCUUACCCUACUGGGGGGCUGCGCGCAUCCCCGGACACCCACCAACGACCCGCAAGGACGGUCCCGGCCUGCCCGACCCCCGCCAACUGGCGAAUUCUUACCUACCCCCCACGCCGCUGCGACCUGACCUCCGGUGGCUGCGGCCGCUCGCCAAGACCGGGCCGCCCGCCGCCACCAACUGGCCUGCUGGGGUUAAGGUCCGCAAAGUCCCUCUUACCGCGCGCCGCCUCACGGCAAGGCCGCCAUCCGGCGGCAUCCGCGUUGAUCCCUCUUCGGCCCGCGGCCCCUCCAUCCCCGCCCCAUCGCCGCCAACUGGCAACCUCACGCCCACCACCCCCGGCCCCUGGACCCCCCAGCCACGGGGAUCGCGGGGCCAGGCGUCCCGCCGCCCGGGAGAGGGCCCACGGCGCACCCGCAUCGUGCGCCCGCCCCGGCAGCAGCAACCACGCCGCGGCUCUGCGUUGCAGUGUCCACCGGCCACCCAGCCAGCCCUGCCGCUCGAGGUCCGCGGCGCCGCCCCCCUGCCGUGGAUGGCCUGGCGCGCCCUGCGGGUGGCGGACCACCCUUCCCACAUAUAUCUUCCGGACACCGCCAGGGUCGAAAGUGGCACAUCUAUGUUCCGGGGUCCAAACGUGUCUGGGAGGGGGAUGUUUUUGUAUGGGGUGGUCUGUGCACGGGUCAUUCCCUCCAUACAAAGUGGGCCUCCGGGUCAGUCCCAAACUCCCGCACUUUCGACACUUAAUGAAAUCGAGGCCGCGGCCCGCCAUAACUGGUGA
Molecule: messenger RNA, 831 nt
Organism: Monascus purpureus
Lineage: Eukaryota; Fungi; Ascomycota; Eurotiomycetes; Eurotiales; Aspergillaceae
Source: the annotation of a GenBank genome assembly